Molecule: messenger RNA, 3539 nt
Organism: Cornus florida
Lineage: Eukaryota; Viridiplantae; Streptophyta; Magnoliopsida; Cornales; Cornaceae
Product: protein unc-13 homolog
Exons: 5
Coding region: 73-3054 (993 amino acids)
Source: RefSeq, a predicted model, not a curated record
UCUAGUACACAGUUUUAUACUCCUUCUCCCUGCUCUCUCUCUCUCCUCUCUCCCCCACUUUCUCUCUCUACAAUGGCUUCUUUCUUCCGAGACAGAACCCUCGGCCAAUCCAAGAGAGAGAGCAUGCCCGGAACAACCAGCUCCCGCUUCAGCCUCACUACAGCCGCCGCCGCCGUUACCGCCGCCACCCCCUCUCUUCCCUCCCCAUUCGGCGACCUCACUCCCACUCUCUCCGCCACCGACCUCCGCGACACCGCCUACGAGAUCUUCGUCGCCGCCUGCCGCACCUCCACCGGGAAGCCUCUCACCUACAUUCCUACCAAUUCCUUCAAUUCCGACCGAUCCCCGUCCCCCUCGCCGUCGUCGCUGUCCAGCUCGCCGUCAAUGCAGCGAUCCAUCACUUCCACUGCCGCUUCCAAGGUCAAGAAGGCGUUAGGGCUCCGAUCCACUUCCAAUUCGGGCUCCGCUUCGAAGAGGAGUGAGGGGAGUCCGUCGUCGGGCGGGAAGGUGAAGAAGCCGAUGACAAUUGGGGAGCUCAUGAGGGUUCAGAUGAGGGUUUCGGAGACUACGGACUCGAGGAUUCGGAGGGCUCUACUGAGGAUUGCGGCUGGACAGGUUGGAAGGCGAAUUGAGUCAAUGGUUCUUCCAUUAGAGUUAUUACAGCAGUUCAAAUCUUCAGAUUUUACUGAUCAAGAAGAAUAUGAAACAUGGCAAAAGAGAAACCUAAAAGUUCUUGAGGCUGGUCUCCUUUUACAUCCUUUAUUGCCGACAGAUAAGUCCAACCCUACUUGUCAACGGCUGCGGCAAAUUAUUCAUGUGGCUUUAGAUAGACCUAUCGAGACUGGGAGGAAUAAUGAGUCAAUGCAAGUCCUACGAAGUGCCGUAAUGUCUCUUGCUUGCAAAUCAUUUGAUGGGUCUCUUGAUUCAUGCCACUGGGCAGACGGGAUUCCACUGAAUCUCCGACUCUAUGAAGUGCUUCUAGAAGCCUGCUUUGAUGCUAAUGAUACAAUAUCUAUUAUAGAGGAAGUUGAUGAACUUAUGGAACUCAUAAAGAAGACCUGGGGAAUUCUUGGAAUUAACCAAAUGCUUCAUAAUCUUUGCUUUUCAUGGGUUUUGUUUAACCGUUUUGUCUCAACCGGUCAAGUUGAAAAGGACCUGCUCUUUGCUGCCGAUAGUCAAUUGGCAGAAGUGGCUAAAGAUGCAAAGACAACGAAGGAUUCAAAUUACUCCAAAAUCUUGAGUUCCACAUUGACUUCGAUAUUGGGUUGGGCAGAGAAAAGACUACUAGCAUAUCAUGACACUUUUGACAGUGGAAAUAUUGAUUCCAUGGAAGGCAUCGUUUCUCUGGGAGUAUCAUCAGCCAAGAUCUUAGUUGAAGAUAUAUCUAAUGAGUAUCGAAGGAAAAGAAAAGGUGAAGUUGAUGUGGCUCGCAGCAGGAUUGACACUUACAUCAGAUCAUCACUUCGCACUGCUUUUGCCCAGAUAAUGGAAAAGGCAGAUUCAAGCAGGAGAGCAUCCAGAAACCAGCCAAAUCCUCUUCCUGUUCUUGCCAUCCUUGCAAAAGAUGUAGGCGAGUUGGCAGCUAAUGAGAAGGAGGUAUUCAGUCCUAUACUGAAAGGAUGGCAUCCUUUCUCUGCAGGUGUGGCUGUUGCCACCCUUCAUGCUUGCUACGGGAAUGAGCUUAAGCAAUUCGUUUUGGGGAUAACGGAGUUGACACCGGAUGUGGUUCAAGUAUUGAGAGCUGCAGAUAAGUUGGAGAAAGAUCUUGUGCAGAUAGCUGUUGAAGAUUCUGUGGACAGUGAUGAUGGUGGUAAAGCAAUAAUUCGUGAGAUGCCUCCUUAUGAAGCUGAAGCUACAAUAGCCAGUCUGGUUAAUGUGUGGAUUAAGGUGAGAGUUGACAGACUGAAGGAAUGGGUUGACAGGAGUCUACAGCAAGAGGUAUGGAAUCCACGAGCAAAUCAAGAUGGAUUUGCUCCAUCUGCAGUUGAAGUCCUGCAAAUUAUAGAUGAAACUUUGGAUGCAUUUUUCCAACUGCCAAUACCAAUGCAUCCAGCAUUGCUUCCUGACCUGAUGGUUGGCCUUGACAGAUGUCUCCAGUAUUACAUAAGCAAGGCAAAAUCUGGCUGCGGAUCAAGGAACACCUUUGUUCCCACUAUGCCAGCAUUAACCAGAUGUACCACAGAAACAAAAUUAUGGAAGAAGAAAGAGAAGUCACAAAACUCUCAGCGGAGGAAUUCUCAGGUUGCAACAAUGAAUGGAGGGAACUCCUUUGGAGUACCACAGCUAUGUGCUCGUAUAAACACUUUGCAACGAAUUCGGACAGAAUUAGAGGUUGUGGAGAAGAGAAUGAUCACCCAUUUGCGGAACUGUGAAUCGGCUCAUGCAGAAGACUUCUCAAAUGGGCUGGGGAAAAAGUUUGAGCUGACACCAACUGCUUGUGUGGAAGGGAUUCAGCAACUUUCUGAGGCAGUUGGUUACAAAAUCAUUUUCCAUGAUCUGAGUCACGUUCUAUGGGAUGGUCUGUAUGUGGGAGAACCAUCAUCUUCUAGGAUAGAGCCUUUCCUUCAAGAGCUCGAGCAGAACUUGACAACCAUAUCAGACACUUUACAUGAAAGAGUACGUACAAGGGUUAUUGCUGACAUAAUGAGAGCUUCGUUGGAUGGGUUCUUGCUGGUUUUGCUGGCUGGUGGUCCCUUUCGUGCUUUUAGCCGUCAAGACUCUCAAAUUAUAGAGGAGGAUUACAAGAACCUUAAAGAUCUAUUCUGGGCAAAUGGGGACGGAUUGCCUACUGAAUUGAUCACUAAGCUUUCAACUACAGUGAAUAAUGUCCUUCCUCUUUUCCGGACAGAUACAGUGGGCCUCGUUGAACGAUUCAGACGCUUGACUUUGGAAACAUAUGGCUCUUCAGCCAGAUCAAGACUUCCAUUACCUCCAACCUCGGGGCAGUGGAACCCAACUGAGCCAAACACGCUCCUGCGUGUUCUGUGUUACCGGAAUGAUGAAGCAGCUUCAAAGUUUCUUAAGAAGACCUACAACUUGCCUAAGAAACUGUGAUAAAACUUGAUAGCAUGGUGCGCUGCAACUAAGGCAACUUGUAUGAGAAUCGAUUUGGCAGAACGACAUUCUGUGCAGUUCUGCUUGUAUUUAAUGCAUUUAUCGGGUAUGCUCCUCGUGCCAUGCUUGGCUUGGGGCCUUGGAACAACGGGUGCCUUUGGAAGUGGCAUAUUCUUGUAUAUUUUGGAGUCAAGACUGCCGUUUGGAUCACUAGGGGGGGUUUCCAAAGGCUUGCUUGUGGAAAGGUUGGUGGAGAUUCAUUAUUAUUCAUUUUCUAUAUUUUAUUAGAUCCUUUUAAUGCUAUUGUUUAUUUAUUUUUCACUAGAUAAAUCAUCUAAGAGUCCUCUUCCUCUAUGCGUUUCAUUUUUUUUUUCUUCCUUUUCCCGUUUGGAUGUAUUAGGUUAUAUUUGUAUUCCUAUAAAACAUAGGCAUUCUGUUGAUUUGUAAGUAUUUGUUAUCAGCAUGCCUUGUAAGGCUGUCCUUUA